AUGGCUAACAUGUCCCCCUUCAGGUUGAAUGUUCCUAACCUAGGACCCGAUAUUAUUGGGCCUCCAGCUGGGCCCAAGAAGAGAAGGAAAAAUAAUCAAGCACCACCUCUUCAGACCCAACCCAGUGUACAGGAUCUAUUGCCUCCAACUCCUAGUGGAUAUGGGGAUACUAUUGUAGCUUCGAACCCUUUUGACGAUUGUCCCAGCUCUGUAAAUACAAUGGGCAUGGGUAGAGGCCCUCCAAUGGGACCUAUGGGAGGACCAAUGGGCAUGGUUUGCAAUAUGGGCAUGGGAAGACCUCCAAUGGGUCCAGGUAUGUGUAUGGGACCCAUGGGCUCACCAAUGAUGCACAGUCCAAAUGCCAUGGGUAAUCCAAUGAUGCAGAAUGGACCUAGGAUGGGAGGGCAUAUGGGGCCUGGAACUCACGGGGGUCCACAUAUGAUGAAUAGUCCCAACGGACCUGGACCAGGAGGCCCUAUGCAUCCUGGUAUGACAGGUCCACCCAUGCACAGUCCAAUUGGAGGAAUGGGACCCAUGCAAGGCCCCAUGGGUCCCGGAAGCUGCGGUGGUCCCAUGGGCGGACCAAUGGGAGGUCCGAUGAAUGGCCCAAUGAACGGAGGCGGUCCCAACAACCAGAUGAACGGUCCAAUGAAUGGUCCUAUAAGCGGUCCCAUGACAAGUCCUAUGAACAACCCUAUGAAUGGUCCAAUGAAUGGGCCCAUGAACGGGCCAGGUCCGAUGGGCGGACCUCAUGGCGGUCCUCAUGGUCCACAUGGAGGACCUGGUGGUGGAAUGGGAUCCAUGAAUGGUCCUAAUGGACCCAUUGGACAAAAUACUGCUUUUUCUAAUAAAGUUAGAAAAGAGGUAAACAAGUGGGAUUUAUUUGUAGGGCCACCAAUGAACAACAACAACUUUAUGAUGUCGCCCAUAAACAACAUGUAUUCCUCCAAACCGAUGCCAGUCAGUGCUGGAAAAGUGUACCCGGCCGAUCAGCCGAUGGUGUUUAAUUCUCAGAAUCCCAACGCUCCGCCCAUAUAUCCCUGCGGGGUUUGCCAUAAAGAGGUUCACGACAACGAUCAGGCGAUAUUGUGCGAGAGCGGCUGUAACUUCUGGUUCCACCGCGGCUGCACCGGAUUGACGGAACACGCUUUCCAGUUACUCACCGCCGAAGUGUAUGCCGAGUGGGUGUGUGAUAAGUGUCUUGCCACCAAGAAUAUACCCCUCGUCAAGUUCAAACCUUAG
Ceutorhynchus assimilis (cabbage seed weevil) is the source of this 1242-nucleotide messenger RNA. The record is from the annotation of a GenBank genome assembly. NCBI's taxonomy places the organism in Eukaryota, Metazoa, Arthropoda, Insecta, Coleoptera, Curculionidae.